Molecule: messenger RNA, 582 nt
Organism: Anneissia japonica
Lineage: Eukaryota; Metazoa; Echinodermata; Crinoidea; Comatulida; Comatulidae
Product: prenylated Rab acceptor protein 1-like
Cellular component (GO): Golgi apparatus
Source: RefSeq, a predicted model, not a curated record
UGCAUUACAUGCGCAUGCGUAAUUGACGCAGACCUACGUACAUACAAACAAUAAGUUAGCCUGGGCCUCUAGGCUAGUCGACAAGGUUUUUAUAAUUUUAGAUACGCCGUUACAGACAUUUAAUGGCGAAUGUUGUGGAAGGUGAUAUAGAAAUUCCCCAGCCAACACUUGGAAAAAUGUCUAUUCAACUCUCCAAUGCUGGUGUUCGAGAGUGGGUUCAAAGUCGACGGGACUCCAUUCAACCAUGGCAGAAAUUUCUAAAUUUCAACAAAUUUGGAAAACCAAAAGACGGCAAAGAGUUGAUGAAGCGUGUUGCCCACAACCUCUCUCUCUACCAGAGUAAUUAUUUAUUUGUGUUCAUAGGCCUUGCUAUCUAUUGCUUAUUGACAACACCUUUGCUUGUGGUCGCCAUUGGGAUUCUAUUUGCUGCUUGGUACAUAGUCCACUCUAAAUUUGGAGGCAAGAAGAUCAAAGUCAUGGGUCAUGAACUGACAAUGGCACAGCAGUAUGGCUUACUAUCAACUCUUUCAUUACCACUGUUCUUUUUGGCAGGUGGUACAUCAGCUAUAUUUUGGGUUUUAG